This is a messenger RNA of Haemonchus placei, 696 nucleotides long. NCBI's taxonomy places the organism in Eukaryota, Metazoa, Nematoda, Chromadorea, Rhabditida, Trichostrongylidae. The record is from the annotation of a GenBank genome assembly.
AAUGAUGAGAAUAAUGGAGCUUUUAUAUUCAACAUAACUCUUUCUGUAGAUCCUAAAGUGCUGAGCGAGCGUCUGCGUGGGCACCGAGAUGCGAUUUGGUCCAUUGCCUAUCACUCUUCGGAUAACAGACUUGUUUCCGCUUCUUCCGAUGGCACAGUGAGGCUUUGGGAACCAGGUAACUUUGGAGAACCCCUUUUACGAUCUUUGGAUGCUCCUACUGCUGGACUCAUACCAACAUCGGUUGAUUUUGUGUCUACCGAGCCAAGCCAACUUCUUACCGCUUAUACAUCAUCGACGGCCACUAUUACCGAUAUUGAAACGGGUGCAACCAUCUUGACGUUUGAUUUUGGAGAAGAUGUAUCUCCUGGAAGUCGUAUAACUCGAAUUCUUUCUCACCCAACAAUGCCUUUGACAAUUACGGCCGGUGAUGAUCGCAAGAUUCGCUAUUUCGAUAACCACACGGGAAAACUAACGCACAGUGCUGUUGCUCAUGUCGAAGGGAUUUCUUCUCUGGCUAUCGACCCUAAUGGACUGUAUUUGUUAUCAGGAAGCCAUGAUGGCAGCCUUCGGAUGUGGAACAUGGAAAAGCGUGUAUGCCUGCAGGAGAUAUCAGCGCAUCGUAAAAAGUACGAUGCUUCCGUGACCUGCGUCGCAUUCCAUCCUUCUCGACCGCUAAUUGGCUCGGCUGGCGCCGAU